This is a messenger RNA of Linum tenue, 2240 nucleotides long. The record is from the annotation of a GenBank genome assembly. NCBI's taxonomy places the organism in Eukaryota, Viridiplantae, Streptophyta, Magnoliopsida, Malpighiales, Linaceae.
UAAAAACAUAUCAUUUUCAUUCCUCGUUGCAGCAAAAGAAAAAAAAAUUAAAAGUAGAAACCAAUCGAUCAUUAAUUAGAGCAACUUCCGUCAUUUCCAAUUGUUCAACAAACAACUAUACAGUGAAGAUGGUGAGGCGGUGAACUGAAGAUAGCGACGAUGCUUUCCACGGCCACCUCUCCUAUCAUGAUGAGUUAGGAAAACGAUAUUCACAGCAGCGGUUUGGAAGGAGAUUUACGACAGCAAUGGCCGUGGUGGCAGAGUUACAGAGAUGCAUAAUGUCGUCACCAUUCAUGGGCCGCAAACUGGACUCAAAGGGUAAUUGGAAAGCCUCAAUUUGUGGGCCGAAACCCGCCAAUGGUAAUAAUAAUUUACUGAAGAAGAAGAAGCUUUCUCAUCAUCACAACCACCACGUCACAAAAGCCUCUAUUGUGCCCAAUAAUGAUGUCACUACGGCACCAAUGGUUGAGCAACAUCAAGCAGACCCAAAAUUUGUCGCGUCGAUAAUUCUAGGUGGAGGAGCAGGAACCAGGCUUUUCCCUCUCACUCGAAGAAGGGCCAAGCCAGCCGUGCCAAUUGGAGGGUGCUACAGACUAAUUGAUGUCCCAAUGAGCAACUGCAUCAACAGUGGGAUCAACAAGAUUUACAUCCUCACUCAGUUCAAUUCCCAAUCCCUCCAUCGCCACAUUGCUAGAACAUACAGCUCUGCAAAUGGUGUGAACUUUGGUGAUGGGUUUGUGGAGGUUUUGGCAGCUACACAAACACCUGGUCAGUAUGGGAAGAGAUGGUUUCAGGGGACAGCAGAUGCUGUCAGACAAUUCAUCUGGUUGUUUGAGGAUGCGAAGCUAAGGCACAUUGAGAAUGUUUUGAUACUAUCUGGUGAUCAUAUCUACAGGAUGGACUACAUGGACUUUGUGCAGAAGCAUAUUGACACAGGAGCUGAUAUUUCUGUCUCUUGCAUACCUAUUGAUGACAGUCGUGCCUCGGAUUUUGGGUUGGUGAAGAUAAAUGAAACAGGAAGGAUCAAUCAGUUCCAUGAGAAGCCCAAGGGUGAUGCUUUGCAAUCUAUGAAAGUGGAUACCACGAUCCUCGGAUUAUCAGCUGAAGAAGCAAACAGGUCACCAUAUGUUGCAUCAAUGGGAGUAUACUUGUUUAAGAAAGAUGUGUUGCUCAAACUUCUAAGGUUGCAUUAUCCAACAGCCAAUGAUUUUGGAUCAGAAAUCAUCCCAAUGUCUCUCAAACAUUAUAAUGUUCAGGCAUAUCUAUUCAAUGGGUACUGGGAAGAUAUUGGCACCAUAAAAUCCUUCUUCGAUGCCAACUUAGCACUCACUGAGCAGAAUCCCAAUUUCCAGUUCUCUGACCCAAGGAAGCCAAUCUUCACCUGCCCCAUGUUUCUGCCACCAACAAAGAUAGAGAAGUGCCACGUGAAGGACUCCAUAAUCUCCCAUGGUUGCUUCUUGAAUGAGUGCAGUGUAGAACAUUCCAUUGUUGGGAUUCGCUCAAGACUGGAGUUUGGAGUUGAGAUCAAGGAUACUAUGAUGAUGGGAGCUGAUUACUACCAGACCGAGGCGGAGAUAGCAGCCGAUCUAGCUGAUGGAAGAGUUCCCGUUGGUGUCGGGAGAGAUACCAAGAUCAUGAACUGUAUCAUCGACAAGAAUGCUAGAAUUGGUAGCAACGUGGUGAUAGCAAACAAGGAUAAGGUGGAAGAGGCAGAGAGAUCAGCAGAGGGAUUCUACAUAAGAUCAGGAAUUACAGUUGUGAUGAAAAACUGUGUCAUAAAAGAAGGAACUAUCAUAUGAUAGAGAGACAGAAGUACUUGAGAAACAUGUCCUAUGGGAAUGAAUCAAUGAAUGAAGGCCAAGUUUCUUUUGAAAGCUGACAGACCAUAAAAAAAAAUGAGUGAGUCAAGUUUCUUGAGAAAUUAUAAAAAGAAAGAAGCAAACAACCCAAAAAUGUCAACCCUUCAUUUUUAAUUUCUUAUUAGUCACAAGAAGAACUCUUUUGUAUAAAUUCGUUUACACAGGAUGAUAGAAGCAGGACAACCAAAUUUUUGCCUUUUUCCCUGUUCGUGUUUUUCAUAUGUCAGUGAGGUUUCAAUCUUUUUUUUUUUUUUUUUGGGGCUCAUAUUAUGUAGUGGGAAGUAGAUAGGCUAUGAGAUUGUUGAGAAAUGAGAAGCAUUUUCUUUUUUAUUUUUGGACAAAGAAGCUUUUUUCAUUAUAUAGCCCAAUUAGAACAUGCCC